Messenger RNA from Fragaria vesca subsp. vesca, 2640 nucleotides. Its product is annotated as potassium transporter 6-like. Gene Ontology annotation, molecular function: potassium ion transmembrane transporter activity. The record is from RefSeq and is a predicted model, not a curated record. Bases 1 to 2355 code for a protein of 784 amino acids. Gene Ontology annotation, biological process: potassium ion transmembrane transport. Gene Ontology annotation, cellular component: membrane. The transcript is spliced from 9 exons. Lineage: Eukaryota; Viridiplantae; Streptophyta; Magnoliopsida; Rosales; Rosaceae.
AUGGAUCUGGAAACUGGGAUUCAUCGAAACCAAGUAAAGGAAUCAUGGAGAACAGUUCUGACUCUGGCUUAUCAGAGCCUUGGAGUUGUUUACGGUGAUUUGAGCACUUCACCUCUGUAUGUGUACAAGAGCACAUUUGCUGAAGACAUAAAACACUCUGAGACCAACGAAGAGAUAUUUGGGGUGUUGUCUUUUGUGUUCUGGACUCUCACACUUGUGCCUCUUCUUAAAUAUGUGUUGAUUGUGCUUAGAGCUAAUGAUAAUGGUGAAGGAGGGACAUUUGCUUUGUAUUCUUUGCUGUGUCGACACGCCCGACUGAGCUCACUGCCCAAUUGCCAAUCUGCUGAUGAGGAGCUUAGUGAUUACAAGAAGGAGAGUGAUGCAAGGUCCUUGAAGCCCAAUUCGAGUUUCGGGUCGGGUUUGAAGUCCACUUUGGAGAGGCAUAGGGUGUUGCAGAGGUUUCUGCUUGUUCUUGCUUUGAUUGGCGCUUGUUUUGUGAUUGGUGAUGGUGUUCUCACACCAGCUAUUUCUGUGUUUUCUGCUGUUUCUGGACUUGAGUUUUCUAUGUCCGAAAAGCAUCAUAAAUAUGUAGAACUUCCAAUUGCCUGCAUAGUUCUGAUAUGCCUCUUUGCACUUCAACAUUAUGGCACUCAUAGAGUCGGGUUCUUGUUUGCUCCUAUUGUUCUGGCAUGGCUUCUGUGCAUCAGUGCAAUUGGUCUUUACAAUAUAAUUCACUUUAAUCCGACGGUGUACAAAGCACUUUCUCCAUAUUAUAUGUACAAAUUUCUUAAGAAAACGCAGAAAGGAGGUUGGAUGUCCCUGGGUGGGAUUUUGUUGUGCAUAACAGGUUCAGAAGCCAUGUUUGCUGAUCUUGGACACUUUUCGCAGCUGUCAAUCCAGAUUGCUUUCACCUCUUUAGUAUAUCCAGCUUUGGUUCUAGCAUACAUGGGACAAGCUGCCUACAUAUCUACACAUUACACUCAGGGAGGAAACUCCCACAUUGGAUUCUACAUAUCUGUACCAGAGCAAGUGAGAUGGCCUGUUCUGGUUAUAGCUGUACUUGCAGCUGUAGUAGGAAGCCAAGCCAUCAUAACUGGGACUUUCUCAAUCAUCAAGCAAUGUUCGGCCCUGGAUUGCUUCCCUAAAGUCAAAAUAGUCCAUACAUCAUCCAAAAUGCAUGGCCAAAUAUAUAUCCCAGAAAUCAAUUGGAUCUUGAUGCUGUUAUGUCUGGCUGUUACUAUUGGUUUCAGAGACACAAAGCGCAUGGGCAACGCAUCAGGUUUUGCAGUUAUCUCUGUGAUGCUGGUCACAACCUGCUUAAUGUCCCUCGUUAUUGUCUUGUGCUGGCACCAAAGCGUCUUCUUUGCAAUUUGCUUUGUGUUCUUCUUUGGCACAAUAGAAGCUCUUUACUUCUCAGCUUGUCUUGUCAAGUUCCACCAAGGAGCAUGGGUUCCUGUUGCUCUUGGUCUGUGCUUUUUCUUCGUCAUGUAUGUUUGGCACUAUGGAACAGUUAGGAAGUAUGAGUUUGAAGUCCAGAACAAGGUCUCCAUUAACUGGCUUCUCAGCCUUGGUCCGAGCCUUGGCAUUGUCCGAGUUCGUGGGAUUGGCCUCAUACACACCGAACUGGUAUCUGGAAUACCAGCUAUCUUCUCCCACUUUGUUACCAACCUCCCAGCCUUUCACCAGGUUGUAGUUUUCCUCUGCAUCAAGUCUGUCCCAGUCCCACAUGUUAGACCUGAGGAACGGUUUCUUGUGGGGCAAAUUGGUCCAAGAGAGUAUCGACUAUACAGGUGCAUUGUGCGAUAUGGAUAUCGGGAUGUUCACAAGGAUGAUGUGGGCUUUGAGAAUGAUCUUGUCUGUAGUAUAGCAGAGUUCCUAAGAUCAGGAAGCAGUCCUGAGAAAAAGAUUACGAGUGAAGAUUUUGAGAAUGAAAAUGACAAAAUGACGGUUGUUGGAACACGUUCUACUCAUGCAGACGGGAUUCAGCUGAGUGAGGACAAUGUAGAAAUGACUCCGGAAAUUACUACUCUGGGGCAAAGAGAAAUAAGAUCACCGCCACCACCGGUGAAACAGAGAGAAAUAAGGAAGAAGGUAAGGUUCAUCGUUCCGGAGAGCCCAAAGAUCGAUACAGGAGCAAGGGAGGAAUUGCGAGAGCUAAUGGAAGCUAGGGAAGCCGGAGUAGCUUACAUAGUAGGGAACACAUACAUGAAUGCAAAGAAGGGGUCAAGUUGGAUGAAGAGGUUUGCCAUUGACUACGGAUACGAGUUUUUGAGGAGGAAUAGCAGAACAGCUAGCUAUGCACUAAAUAUUCCUCACGCUUCUACUUUGGAGGUGGGGAUGAUCUACCAUGUGUGAUUUUUGUCAUAGAUGUGAGAAUUAGAUCUUGUUAAUGUUGUGCAAAUAGUUGAAGGCCACAGAUUUAUAUGGUGGCUGAAAAAUGUGUCAGAGGAAUUUGGCAGGUUCAUGAUCACCCUUUUUGGGUUUGUGAGAAGAAUAUAGGACAAAAGAACUUGUUCACCGGGCCUUUCAGGCAUAGUUAUACAGUGUAGAUCAGAAGGGUUUGGUUGGUUUAGUCUUCUGAUUAGUCUCCGUAUGGAUUAGUCUUUUGAUUUAUAAAAUUUGGUAGGGUGGUGGUGUAAC